Messenger RNA from Saxophila tyrrhenica, 282 nucleotides. RefSeq lists its product as uncharacterized. The record is from RefSeq and is a predicted model, not a curated record. NCBI's taxonomy places the organism in Eukaryota, Fungi, Ascomycota, Dothideomycetes, Mycosphaerellales, Extremaceae. The transcript is spliced from 2 exons. Bases 1 to 282 code for a protein of 93 amino acids.
AUGUCGUUCGCAGUCAAUCCCACCGCCUCGUGUGCGUCCUUCGGCGCUGGUGUGCUCUCCAGAGAAGUCCUCUCCCUUGUGCCGACAUUCGCUGGCUCGUCUUGUCCUCCUCCGCCGGACUGUGCGCUUUCGAGCUUGUCCGAGUCCUUGUCCGCUGCCCUUCCUUCCCUCGAACCUCUCGUCACCUCUUCCCUGGCGCUGGCCGUCCUCCCGGCGCCUCAAGCAAAGCCCAUCGAGGCUAUAAACGAGGAGAAGGAGGAGAAGAAGAAGAAGAAGGAGUAG